Messenger RNA from Letharia lupina, 324 nucleotides. RefSeq lists its product as uncharacterized. The transcript has 2 exons. Bases 1 to 324 code for a protein of 107 amino acids. NCBI's taxonomy places the organism in Eukaryota, Fungi, Ascomycota, Lecanoromycetes, Lecanorales, Parmeliaceae. The record is from RefSeq and is a predicted model, not a curated record.
AUGAACACAUUUACCCUCGUUGAACAAGAGGAGGAUCUACAACAGGCGAAUGCGGAGAACACUGCGGAGAACAUUGCGGAGACAGUCAUCAGCAGCAGUGACACAACAGGCCUACUCUCCACGAUCUCACACCAAUCCACUCAGCCAGUGCAAGAGAAGUCACUACAGCAGGCGAAUGCGGAGAACACUGCGGAGAAACCAAGCGGCAACAAGGCCCCCAGCACCAAGAACACGGCUCAGCUCUCCAAGAUCCCACGUCAUAUGCUCUCCACGAUUCCACAUCAAAUCAUCACUCAGCAAGCGGAGAACACCACUGCAACUUAG